Chelmon rostratus (copperband butterflyfish) is the source of this 2359-nucleotide messenger RNA. RefSeq lists its product as uncharacterized. The record is from RefSeq and is a predicted model, not a curated record. Bases 142 to 594 code for a protein of 150 amino acids. The transcript is spliced from 2 exons. NCBI's taxonomy places the organism in Eukaryota, Metazoa, Chordata, Actinopteri, Chaetodontiformes, Chaetodontidae.
UGUGCCAAAUCCUGCACGCAAGGCGGUCCACUGGAAUGCACCUCCACUCAUGCACAUAACAUCUGUUGACAACAUACCUAACCUCCUGAGGGAAAGUGGUACUUUGUAUUACAUCCCCGAGAGCUGCAACAAGCUGACAACAUGAAGCCCAAAUCUCUUCCAUCGAUGCUGCCUGACAGAUAUUCAGCAGCAGCGGAGACUCUGAACGCGCAAGCAGCAAAAUAUGAGCGGCAUGUGGACUGCGUGGAUCACCAGCAGGACAGCCUGCAUCGCUCUGGACACGGUGACAGCCAGCCAGCGGUGGACAACAGCAGACAUGCUGAGAAGUGCCGCAGAGAAAUCCAUUUCGCCUUCCUGCCAGAGAGGUACGCGCCACUGAUAGAUGAGGAGGCACAUGUCAGGGCAAAAGAGGAGAAGAAGAAAAGGAAGAAGGAGCAGUACAAAAAAGUAAAGAAGAAUGUUGGUAAAGCACUUCGUGCCACAUGGAAGUGUCUAAUGCUUGGUCUGUACAAUUUCGCCCUUGGCUACUCCACUCCGAUCACAAUGGCUGCCACUUUUGUGCCUGACUUCCACCCGGGAAGAAACACCACCUGAGCUGAGCCACAGGCGCCUCAAACUGUACAUACCAGCAAACCCACAGACACCGACCAAAGACUCUUCAUAUGUUUAUGUCUGUGUAUUUGAUAUCACAUUUUUAUAUGCGUUUCACAAGCUGUUGCUGAAAUAUGCUCGUUGUGCUCUAGGUAACUGAGUGGUAAAGAUAAUAAGCCUUUGUGAAAUAGGCCUUUUUCACAUCAGACACUUGCGCUUUUCCUCCUGUGACAUCUUGAGCUUAUCGUUGAUUAAUAUAUUAAGAUCCAUCGAGAUCCAGAUUUGCAGAAAUACACGCAGUUAAGAUAAAAAUAAGAGCCAGUCUGUAAAAUAACUUUCUUCAUGUAUGUGCUCCUUAAGCCUAAGUCACAUACCGCUCAUGCACUUAACCUCCAGUUUAGACACUGAGAAACUUAUGUGCCUUUUUUAACUUUGAGGAUGUUUUUUGUUGUUUUUGUUGUUGGAGCAUCUUGCUGGUGUUUGCAUGUGUGCAGAGGGAUAAUGUGGGAAUGUGGAACCUCAAGCAAAAGGAGCGCCAGGACUAUUUACUGUAGCUGCAGAUAAAGUGGAUCAGGGCAGGAAGGACUGAACAGGGAAGUGAUCAUCAGUGAGGUACCUCAAAAGAUGACUAAGUGCCUCCAACCGGACCGCCGAUCUCAAGAGUAUUUUUCGCAAGUGUAAGAUGAUUCUCUGGUUGAAAUGUAAUGGUGCGACGUUUCAGCUUUUCUGUGCCUGUGUGAGUUUGAUCCAUUUUAAAGGUUUUGUAAGUCAUGAUAUUUGUGAGUUGGUGUGUGAUAAAAUGUUUCCGUGCGUUAGUUAUUCUGCUUUUUUUUCUUUAAUAGAUUUCCUGUCUAAUUGAGCAUCCUCUGCCGAGCAUCAAACACUGUUAGUUAACAACGUCUGAACGGGCAAGUGACACUAAAACUUAUGCAAGUGAAAAUAAGAGAAGACUUAUUUACUUCAUAAGGAAAGACAGAGAGGUUUGUUAUUAUUAUUAUUGCUUCGAAUGACAUAAGCACUUGUUGCUGUUGAGGAAAACAAGAACUGUUAGUUACACAAAAUAAAGACGCCCAAUAACCGGAAAUUAAAGUUAGUUUGAGUGCUCAGAAGCAUUUCCGGGUAAUAAAAUAAUGACUCAAUUUUAACUUUGGGCUUAUCAGAUGAGACGGGCUCCUGGCUACACUCCCAAACUUCUCUGGGAGGCUUUACCUCCUGUUGUUUCCUGGUGAGGAGAGGAGGCGUCUGGUGUUACAGACCGGUUGCACCACAGGUGAGAAUAGCAGACUGGCUGUGUGCUCGCUAAUUCAAGAUGUAGAAGACGCUGGAAAUUCGUCAUCAUGCAAAAGCAGGAUAUCUGAUUUACUGUGCCUGCUAUGGUGAGGAAUCCAAAAUUUGGUUCUCUUUCAUCCACCUCAAGCAACGACAAUACAGAGUCCGGCUAUGGCCGGGUCCUCUCCAUUUACACUCUGCUGAACUGGCUUUGGUGCUUGAAAGAUGGAAUGAUUAAUUUGGCCCCAAUAUAUUCCAAUAUCUUUGGAAUCAGGAAGCCCUUGCCUUCUAUAAUCUCACCCGCUGGCUCCAGGUACUCCAUGAUUCCUGACUCCCUUGUCAACUCCUUUCCAGAGACUGAGCCAGUCAAUUAUUUGGAGAUUGCACCACAGGGUGCCUUGAAUUGUGACUCCAAUUAAAGCUUUAAAGGUGGUGUGGCUGCUGUGUGUGAAUCAUGUGACCUCUGUGCAGUCAACAGUGACCCUCAGUUUAGGCUGCU